ACCACAGGCCGCCGGGCCAGGCCUCCCGGAGCAGGCAGGAUGGCAGAGGGCAAGGCGGGAGGCGCCGCCGGCUUGUUCGCCAAGCAGGUGCAGAAAAAGUUCAGCAGGGCCCAGGAGAAGGUACUGCAGAAGUUGGGGAAAACUGUGGAAACCAAAGAUGAAUGGUUUGAACAAAGUGCCAACAACUUCUACCAUCAGCAGGCAGAAGGCCAGAAGCUCUACAAAGACCUGAAGAACUUCCUUAAUGCAGUCAAAGUGAUGCAUGAAAGCUCGAAGAGAGUGUCAGAAACCCUGCAGGAGAUCUACAGCAGCGAGUGGGACGGUCACGAGGAGCUGAAGGCCAUUGCAGGGAAUAAUGAUCUUCUUUGGGAAGACUAUGAAGAGAAACUAGCCGACCAGGCUUUGAGGACCAUGGAAAACUACGUAGCCCAGUUCAGCGAGAUUAAGGAAAGAAUUGCCAAGCGGGGUCGGAAACUUGUGGACUAUGACAGUGCCCGACACCACCUAGAGGCGGUUCAGAAUGCCAAGAAGAAAGAUGAGGCCAAGACUGCCAAGGCAGAAGAAGAGUUCAACAAAGCCCAGAGUGUGUUUGAAGACUUGAACCAGGAACUGCUGGAGGAGCUGCCUGUUCUUUAUCACAGUCGUAUUGGAUGUUAUGUGACCAUCUUCCAAAACAUUUCCAACCUGAGGGACGUCUUCUACAGGGAGAUGAGCAAGCUGAACCACAGUCUCUACGAGGUGAUGAGCAAACUGGAGAAGCAGCAUUCCAACAAAGUCUUUGUGGUGAAGGGAGUAUCCAGCAGCAGCAGACGCUCUCUAGUCAUUUCUUCCCCAGUUCAUACAUCUGCAGUCUCCAGCCCCCUGACCUCACCUACCAGUCCCUCUGCACUUUCUUUGGAGAAUGAGAGGGAUUCCGUCUCUGCAAGUGAAGAAGAGCUGGCAUCCGAUCUGGCCCCAGGAGAAAAGGAUUCUGAGAUUAAAGACAAGGAGACGAAGGAGGAAGAGUCGGAAACCAGCUCCUCUGAGGAGGAAGAGUCCCUGCCUGCUUGCAACGGUCCCUCCCAGGCCCAGCCCUCUCCCCGCACUGAGGGCGGCAGGUCCCAGGAGGAAGUUCUCCCUUGCUCGCCCUCUCCGUCACCAGGCAGUGCCCUUACCCCCUCAGAGCAGCCCUCAUCUCUCCCAGAAGUAGUCCUCCGAACCCGCACCUCAAGUGAAGGAGCUGAACAACCAAAGAAGAGAGCCUCUAUCCAGAGGACCUCAGCACCUCCAAAUAGGCCUCCUCCACCCAGAGCCACUCCCAGCCCCCGGCACUCCUCAGGAAACAUACCCUCCAGCCCUCUAGCCUCUGAGCAGGGCUCACCUGCCAGUCCCAGGGCCUUCUUGGGGGCUGGGACUCCAAGUCCUAGGACCUCUUUAGAGGUUUCUCCUGACCCACAGCCACCAGAAAAGCCAGUACAAACUUCUGAGGCCAGAGAAAAGGAAAGCAUCAACAAUCUGAAUCCAGAAGAACUUUGUAUUUCCCCUACCUUGAUGUCUGAGGUCUUUUCAGAGUCUGACGCGGCCAAGAAGAUGGAGGGCAAGGAAGAGAACAGUCAGCUCACCUCCGCUGACUCCCCUGAGAGCCAAGAUCUUCAGCUUCAUGUCUCUGCUGUUCCAGAAGAGAGCAAUGUCAUGCCUCAAGAAGAGGUAUCUACAGUUCAAACUGACUACCUCUGAAGAGGGACUACCGAGACCUCCACACACACCUCCCCAGAGAAGCUUCUCAGCUAGAGGGUAUAUAGGUCAGAGGGACUUAAGAUCUAGCAUUCCUUUGUAGGUUCUCGAACCGUUUGAAUGCUGGUGGUCUCGAAAGAUCUAGCAUUAAUGGAGGCUGAGGAGCAGACUUGGGGGAGGGAGGGUGGCAGGCUGGGGAGAAGAAACUCUUAGUUCCCGGGAAUAUUUAAUUCAGGCUUUUAGUACUGUUAGAAUAAGAAGACUUCAUAUAUUAAGUAAAGUGGGCCUAAAGUGAUUAUAAAAAGCGUAAGCAUCUGUAGACAGAGACACGUCUGCAUAGAGACACAGUACCACAAAUACUCAGAGAAUAGUGAACAAAUCUUUGACUUACCACUCAUUUUGCAAGACUUAGAGCCAAAAGAACAGAUUUUCAGAUUGUUAAAUAAAGGAUUACUCUGACUGUG
This is a messenger RNA of Mustela erminea (ermine), 2177 nucleotides long. RefSeq names its product bridging integrator 2-like. Lineage: Eukaryota; Metazoa; Chordata; Mammalia; Carnivora; Mustelidae. The record is from RefSeq and is a predicted model, not a curated record. Bases 40 to 1716 code for a protein of 558 amino acids. Gene Ontology annotation, biological process: phagocytosis, engulfment; plasma membrane tubulation; podosome assembly. The transcript has a single exon. Gene Ontology annotation, cellular component: cytoplasm; phagocytic cup; podosome. Gene Ontology annotation, molecular function: protein binding; phospholipid binding.